Messenger RNA from Rhagoletis pomonella (apple maggot), 569 nucleotides. RefSeq names its product NPC intracellular cholesterol transporter 2 (gene Npc2d). The record is from RefSeq and is a predicted model, not a curated record. Lineage: Eukaryota; Metazoa; Arthropoda; Insecta; Diptera; Tephritidae. The transcript has 3 exons. Gene Ontology annotation, biological process: intracellular cholesterol transport. The coding region runs from base 27 to 515 and encodes 162 amino acids. Gene Ontology annotation, molecular function: sterol binding.
UUAAAUAAUUGAAACCUUAUUACAAUAUGUUGAAAAAACUCGGUCUAUUCUCGCUUAUCCUAGCCAUUGCCGCAGCUACUGAAGUUAAAAAAUGCUCUGACAAUAAACCCUUUCCAUUGGAGGUUCGUGUGCUGAAUUGUGAGGUACCACCGUGCGAUGUUAUCAAAGGCGCUGAUAUGAUUUUCGAAAUAGACUUCUAUGUGGAAAAAUAUGUGACGAAAUUGACAACACUGGUGAAGGCUACCACCUUCGGGUUAACCGUACCUUAUGAAUUACCCGAUGAUGUACGCGAUGUUUGCUCUAAUCUCCUAUACGGCGCCUAUUGUCCACUCUAUGCCACAGAGGAUGUCACCUAUCAGUUUGUGUUUCCAAUUGGCAAUUAUCCAGAGAUCAGCGUUAAAGUGGAAAUCGACCUCGUCGAUCAGGAUAACGAAGUAGCUACUUGCUUUAAUUGUAAUAUCAAAGUGAAGAAAGGUCCAACUAGUAAUAGCACAGUUUAUGAAAUUGAUUAUUGAAUUGUUGUAAAAAAGCCUUUUAAAAUGUACAUAUCUAUUUCAGGAUUAAAUAUU